UUUUGUUUCUAAAUACGGGACGAUUCCGUAUUUUAAGGGACGGUUGGCAACCCUACGCUGGAGCCACUAUCAGGGACAAACAGAGACUGCAGCGGAGACAUGAUUUAUGUCUUGGUUUUGCACCAAGACAGUCCAAGGGGGGAUUAUCGCUUGAGGAUUUAUUAUAAUGCACAGAGUCUACUUUCUUGGUCAUGUUAUCUGUGCUCCAUGGCUGUGUACUAGCUUGCUCAUCGCCAUUGUUUUGAAUCAAAGGCAAGGUUGUUUCAUUUCCACACAGUCCAUUUACCUCCACGUUUACUUCUAAGCAAUGAAUUUUUGUCUCCAGUACUGCAAUCUUCUGCAGGAGGCUGUGGUAGUCAUCUGUGGAGAGGGAAGGCAUCUUGUUGCUAGUUAGCCUAGCGGUUAGCACCUUUCCAGGCUAUUGAGGCUGUUCGGUGCCCAGACGCUGUAAUCAGGCUUCAGCUGUGUGUAGGCCACAGACACACGGAGCGCUGAAGAUAAGGUAACUAUAAAAAUGUUGCUGUUUCUGUUAAGAACAUUUUAGUCCUAAUGAUCUAUAAGUGUCCAGAAGCUAUCGCAGGUAAGCUCAUACGGAAAAAAGAGAAAAAAAAUCAGCAUAAAAAUCAAUAAAAAAUAAAAUCAAAAAUAAAUAUCAAUAAAAGAAGCACAGCAAAUCAAUAAAAGAAGCAAAGCAUUUAAAGAGCAAAGAGAGGAAGCGUCCACACUCACAAAAGGGGAGGAGUUACUGCACAAAAGGGGGAGGAGUUAUGACCAACAGAGCCCUGUUAGAUCUUUAAGAUAUGAUGUGGUCUGAUCAUUCAUGGCUUUCUGGUGUAUUCAGGCAGUAGAGUCCACAGUGUUCAGGCAAGGUAUCAUUUGCUGUCAGUACAAGUGUUCCACAAGUAUCACUUCUCACUUUUAUUUACCAUAUAAGCACUUUUAUCACUGCCACCCUAAACUCUGAUGAUACGAUUUCAUAUAUCACUAGCUCUUCCCUUGAUCUGGCCUUUUUUUUAACCAAAUAGAUCAUACACACAUUUAAAACAAGCACAAUAAAAGAGACAACAGUGCAACGGUUGGGAAAGGAAAAAGAUGAAAAAAAAUCCAAAAAGAAUAGAAUAAGUAUAUUACAACAUGGUCUUAGGUUCUAAGCAUGAUGAAAGAUACACUUAAUUGUUGUUAAGGUGACAUAGUUGAGGUAAAUUGCGCAAUCCUAUGCCCCCCAACAUUCCCCAAAAUGUUGCAUGGAGUGCUCUUUUGACCGCAUGUUGUCUGUUCACAGCAAAAUCUUCCAAAUGCAAGAACCACACGUCAAAUCAAGUCCAGGCCUUUUAUCUUAUGCCACGAGACCUCCGACGUGUUGAUAUGAAAACGACUAUGCACAUUUGGAGCAUGUCUCCACCAUGCCAACACCCGGCUGUGCACUCAGUCCCACACCACACCCUGACCCGGCUGGCACGGGAGUGGCUGGCAGAGGACACGCCAAACUUUGAUCCUGCAGGAGUGUGUGUGGGCUCACGGGAAGUGGAAGCAAGGUUGCUGUGUAAAACUCCACACAGCAUCCUAGCUGGGUGUCCUUUCUUCACAGCAGUGUUCACUGAAGUGGGCUGCACAGUGGACUGGAUUUACCAGGAAGGAGCUGAGAUCGGUGAAGAUGCUGUCACCCUGACGGCUGUGGUGAGGGGCCCGGCAAACUCCCUCCUCCUCGGGGAACGACCGGCUCUUAACUGCCUGGCACGGGCAUCGGGCAUUGCCACCCGCUGCUCUCAGCUCCAGGCUAUUGCAAAGGCACACGGCUGGCACGGGGAGGUGGCUGGCACGCGUAAGACUACUCCGGGCUUUCGUCUGGUGGAGAAAUAUGCCAUGUUGGUUGGCGGCGUGUCCAUGCACAGACAGGAUUUGAGUGGGAUGGUGAUGUUAAAGGACAAUCAUGUGUGGGCAUCGGGAAGUAUCACAGAGGCGGUGAAAGCUGCCCGCUCGGUGUGCGGCUUCAGCAGUAAGAUUGAGGUGGAGUGUCGCUCAGCAGAGGAGGGCAGGGAGGCAGCCAGAGCGGGAGCAGACGUCAUCAUGCUGGACAACUUUCAACCUCAGGAGCUCCGAGUCACAGCUCAGGCACUGAAGGAGGAGUUCUCUGCUCUUCUGAUAGAAGCCAGUGGAGGAGUCACGCCAGAAAACGUAGCUCUGUAUCUCUCCUCACAUGUGGACAUCGUUUCUCUGGGCUGCAUAACGCAGGGCUGCCCAGUGGUGGACUUUUCACUCAAGGUUCAAAAGCCUGAUGCUCGAUUAAACAGGGUGUUUAAUCAACCGCAAAUUGAUUGAUAAAAAAAUCACCAAUAAAACAUUUCUAAUAAUA
Haplochromis burtoni (Burton's mouthbrooder) is the source of this 2353-nucleotide messenger RNA. RefSeq names its product nicotinate-nucleotide pyrophosphorylase [carboxylating]. Gene Ontology annotation, molecular function: nicotinate-nucleotide diphosphorylase (carboxylating) activity. The transcript has 5 exons. Gene Ontology annotation, cellular component: cytoplasm. Gene Ontology annotation, biological process: quinolinate catabolic process; NAD+ biosynthetic process. NCBI's taxonomy places the organism in Eukaryota, Metazoa, Chordata, Actinopteri, Cichliformes, Cichlidae. The record is from RefSeq and is a predicted model, not a curated record. The coding region runs from base 1216 to 2319 and encodes 367 amino acids.